Prorocentrum cordatum is the source of this 1827-nucleotide messenger RNA. The record is from the annotation of a GenBank genome assembly. Lineage: Eukaryota; Dinophyceae; Prorocentrales; Prorocentraceae.
AUGAGGCGAGGUUCGCCCGCGAGCAUCGCCAAGAGGUGCCGCACCGACGACCGCUUCACAGCGACGAGCGGCUGCGAGAUCGAGGUCGGGCCCUCGAGGCCUGGGCUCCGUGCGGCCAUUCGCCGCACGGGCUGCUCGGCGAGGCCGAGGCGGCAGCGGCCGCCAGCACUCGUCGACAUCGCCAUCCUCGCUGCUCCUUGCCAUGUCCACUCGCCCUGCCGGCACGUGGUCGCGCAGGCCCCCACCAUCCUUGCAGGGUGCCUGCAAGGCUGCACUCCUGGCGCGGGCUCCCAGCUCGUCGAGCCCAGCGCUGGCCAGCUUGCCGACCGCGAAGGCCUCGCAUGCCAGCACUCCGACGGCGACGGGGCCUCGGAGGAGGACAUCGUUAUGCCUAGCCUUGGCAUUUCUGGCCUCGUGAUCCCCGACGGGUGCCCUGAGGCUGUGGACGACGACCGGCGCUCCGACAUAAUCAGAUUCAUCCAAUCAGAAUUCGACCGUCACACCAGCUACACGCAGGCCCAGGGCUCGUGGGGCGGGACCUUCUUGGAGGGGGGCCACGCGAUGCAGUCGAGGGCGAGGGAGGUCCUGAGGGGAAACAGCACGGAGCGACUCCCUGACCACCAGGUGCCGCCCGCGGUUGCACCCCGCCGCCCGCCCCCUAUAAGCGAUGCUCUGCUGCUGGGGAAUGGCGGGGCGGGGUGGAAGGCUGCGGUGCUCGGGGGAGACGGUCCCCGGCGCCAGGGGGACGUCCACGGAGAGCUCCACGACUACCACCCGCACGACACCACGCCCCCCCGCGGCUCGGGCGUGCCCGCCGCCGCCGGCCUCUCGCUGCCCUCCCCGCAGAGGAAGGGGGUGGACUUCGUCCUGCUCGCCUACUUUCUCUUCUGGUACCUGGGCAACUACUACUACAACAUCACCAACAAGCUCGCCCUGAACGCCGCGGGGGGCGCGACCGGCUUCCCCAUGUCCAUCGCCACCAUGCAGCUCGGCUUCGGCUGCGUCUGGGCGCUCUUCCUAUGGGGCUACCCGGACGCCCGCGCCCUCCCGAAGAUCACCUUCGACGACUGGAAGGCGACGCUGCCCGUGGGCUUCUGCUCCGCGGCCGCCCACGCCUUCUCCGUGUUCGCCCUCUCGGCCGGGGCCGUCUCCUUCGGCCAGAUCGUGAAGGCCGCGGAGCCGGCUUUUGCGGCGCUGAUCGGGACCCUGUUCUACGGUUCCAAGGUGAGCACCGCCAAGUGGUUGUGCUUGAUUCCGGUGAUCGGCGGCGUGGUCCUGGCGUCCCUGGGCGAGCUGGACUUCGCAUGGGCCGCGCUCUUCACGGCGGCCCUCGCCAACGUCUUCGCCGCGUUCAAGGCGAACGAGAACAAGAAGCUGAUGGACACGGAGGGCCUGAAAGACCGCUUGGGCGGCGUGGGGAACCAGUUUGCGAUCACGAUGAUCAACUCGUUCCUCUUCUGCCUCGUGCUCAUGUUCGCCACCGAGGGGAAGAAAUUCGGUGCCUUCCUCCAGCUCUGCAAGACGAGCAAGAUCGUCUUGUGGAACAUGAUCGCGUCGGGCUUGUGGUUCUACGCCUACAACGAGCUCGCGACAAUGACCAUCAAGAAGACGAGCCGCUGUCACCCAGUCCGUCGCCAACACCGCGAAGCGCGUCAUCGUCAUCGUGGGCGUCGCCAUCAUUCUCGGGGAGAGCCUCGACCCGCUGAAGCUGAUCGGCUGCGGCAUCGGCAUCGGCGGCGUGUUCCUCUACUCGAUCAUCGACGACCUCGUGAAGUCCAAGUAAUGACGUGCCGCGUGGACAGGCGCGUUGGUUCUGCGAUGUGGUGA